Molecule: messenger RNA, 2226 nt
Organism: Pollicipes pollicipes
Lineage: Eukaryota; Metazoa; Arthropoda; Thecostraca; Pollicipedomorpha; Pollicipedidae
Gene: MED7
Product: mediator complex subunit 7
Exons: 4
Coding region: 183-872 (229 amino acids)
Biological process (GO): regulation of transcription by RNA polymerase II
Cellular component (GO): mediator complex; core mediator complex
Molecular function (GO): transcription coregulator activity
Source: RefSeq, a predicted model, not a curated record
GUUAGAUUUAGGGCCUUGGUGUUGGGUAUUUGUGGGGAGGGAUUGUGAGAGAGGACGUUGCUCUUUGCUGAUAUAGGUAAAAAGAGGUGCCGGACCGUCUGACUAGCCCGCCUCCCGUCUGCUGCCGAGCUCCGCGCUGCCGCUGUCGCCGACUGACGUAAGGGUGAGGACAGAGCGGCGGCAUGUCGGUGCCGGGCGGCGCCAUGGCGACCGGCGGCGACGCCGGUGUCUCCAGCUCGCUGCCGCUGCCCUCCAUCAAGACGUACGGCCUGUACACGGACGACAGCUACCGGCGCGGUCUGGCGCCGCCGCCGCCGCCCGUGCCUCCCACGCACGAUACCUACUCCAUGUUCGGCAGCGCCUUCUGCAUGGACGACCCCAUCAUCCAGCCGCUGGAGAACCAGGGCAUUAAACGGCUGUACCCGCUUAAUUUUGACCACCGCAAGGAGCUGAAGAAGUUGAACCACUCGGUGCUGGCCAACUUCCUGGAUCUGCUGGAGAUCCUGAUUCGGUGUCCAGACUCCAGCAAGCGGUUGGAGAAGAUCGAUGACAUCAAGCUGCUGUUUAUUCACAUGCACCACCUUAUCAACGAGUUCCGGCCGCACCAGGCGCGCGAGGCGCUCCGUGUCACCCUGGAGCUGCAGAAGCGACAGCGGCUGGACAUCGCCAACCGGUUCCAGCUGCAUCUGGACAAGGUGCUCGACACGGUGAACGGCGCGCUGCAGGCCCUGCCCAGCGGCGACGAGUUCGACUCGAAGCUGCUGGUGCCGACGGAGGCGGCGCCGCGGCCGAGCGCCGACGCCGCCGCCGAGCCGGCCGAUGAGCUCGCCCGGCUCGACGCCGUCAUGUGUCAGAUCAUGGACGCCACGUAGGCGGCCGGGACGAGAGUGCCGUCCGGUCCCCGUCGCUGUGCCCGGCAGAGGGUGGCGGUGCCGGGCCAGUACACGGACGUUGUUGUGUUGAGCGCACCUGCGGACCGGAGCUGGCCGAGCCGGUCUGUGCUGGUGUCCGUCUGUCGAUCGGAGCUGGCCGUGCUGUGCUGGUAUUGGUCUGUGGACCGGAGCUGGCCGUGCUGUGCUGGUAUCCGUCUGCGGAACGGAGCUGGCCGUGCUGUGCUGGUAUCCGUCUGCGGACCGGAGCUGGCCGUGCUGUGCUGGUAUCCGUCUGCGGACCGGAGCUGGCCGAGCCGGACUGUGCUGGUACCCGUCUGCGGACCGGAGCUGGCCAUGCUGUGCUGGUAUCCGUCUGCGAACCGGAGCUGGCCGUGCUGUACUGGUAUCGGUCUGCGGACCGGAACUGGCCGAGCCGGACUGUGCUGGUACCCGUCUGCGGGCCGGAGGUGACCGAGCCAGGCUGUGCUGGUAUCGGUCUGCGGACCGGAGCUGACCGAGCAGGGCUGUGCUGGUAUCGGUCUGCGGACCGGAGCUGGCCGAGCCGGGUUGUGCUGGUACCCGGCUGCGGGCCGGAGCUGGCCGAGCCGGGCUGUGCUGGUACCCGGCUGCUGGCCGGAGCUGGCCGAGCCGGGCUGUGCUGGUACCCGGCUGUGGACCGGAGCUGGCCGAGCCUGUGUAGCCGUGUAUCCGAUCGGCGGUCCACGCCGCUGGCCAGCUGUCCGCUCGCCGUGAGAACGACAGCCAGGCGGCAGCCGCUGAGGCGGGCCGCGUCUCAGUGUCAGCACACACAUGUGGAUACGAACCCCGCGGAGCGAGCGCGUGCGCCUGCUCGCCGCGGCCUCACCCCGCUGUCGGGCUGGUGGAAUCGGACGCGUGUGAUGGCUGGCAACUCUGACUGCACGGCGUGGUGGUGAGAGGUUGAAAGCGGCGAGGCAGCUGUUUUUGACGUGUGAUGGGCCGCGCGUCGUGAAUAGGUAAUUGCAUUGCACAGUUUGCAGACAGCUCCCGAGUCUGUGGUUACCUACAUUUACCUCCAUACUUUGUGCGUCAAUAGCUCAGGUAAGGAGGAAGCUCAUCUUAGCGAGCCGCUUGCACGUGUCUCACCAUUGGCCGAGCGUGCAGUGCUAGCCAUGGUAACAUGGGCAGGCUGUGGCCAUGACCUUGACAUGUCAUGGUCAUUGUCCAGCUCUGACACUGUCACGUGACGGUGAUGGAUGCUGAGGCGACUUGUCGGCCCCGCGGGGCCAGCGAGCUACACCUUUAGGCCUACCACAAACGGCAGCACCGAUUAAAUAAAACAUGCCCUCGCUCCGGCCAGUGAGUGGUGAAAUAG